Messenger RNA from Cadophora gregata, 1485 nucleotides. RefSeq lists its product as uncharacterized. Bases 18 to 1469 code for a protein of 483 amino acids. The record is from RefSeq and is a predicted model, not a curated record. The transcript has a single exon. Lineage: Eukaryota; Fungi; Ascomycota; Leotiomycetes; Helotiales; Ploettnerulaceae.
GGGGUUCCAACCCAAACAUGCUCACGACCACCCGGCAAACCUUGGAAGAACGAUGUCGCAACAUUCCAUUCUCCCAGCUCCCAAAGAGUUUCCAGGAUGCCGUACAGAUUAUUCGCGCGCUUGGAUUUCGCUAUAUCUGGAUAGACUCACUCUGCAUCAUCCAAGAUGAUACAGCCGACUGGGAACUUGAAUCUGCCAAGAUGGCCGGAAUAUACAUGGAAUCCUGCCUGACGCUAGCAGCAACCGCGUCGAUUGAUUCAGAUGGGGGAUUCUUCUUCAAUCGAUAUACACGUCAGUCUGGAGUAAGAACAACGAGCAUGAAGACCUUCGAGUUUCAGCGAACCUUCGGGGGCGUGGAGUGCACGUUAUAUGUCCGCUCUGCACUUGAAAGUGGUCACUUGUCAAUUGCAGAAGCACCUUGGCUGCCCAAGUUUCCUACACAUACGACGCCUUUGCUGCAUCGAGCUUGGGCAUACCAGGAGCGGAUGCUUGCUCCGAGAACACUUCAUGUGAACACGGAUGAAAUGCUCUGGGAAUGCAAAGAGUGUACUCUUUGCGAAUGUGGCUCUCUCGCGUGGUAUCGUGAGCAAUCAAACCCUGAGCACUUAGGACAUGAGAAGCCUUUUGCUAUUGAAUCUAUCUCAACCCUCAAAGGCAAAGUAGCUCGAGUGAUGAGUCUGGACAAGUCUUUCGCGGAAGUGCACAUGGCGUGGCAACAAAUCGUCAAGCAAUAUACCAUGUUGAAACUCACCAAAGAAUCCGACAGGCUUCCUGCUCUUUCUGGUCUGGCAAGCUUCCUGUCACAGAGACUCCAGACACGAUAUUUUGCUGGCUUGUGGGAAGACACUCUGGCCGUUGAUCUACUGUGGCAGCGAGCCCGCUACGAUACUUUAGGAUUAUGCUCGCGGGACACACAGUCGGGCAUUCCGUCUUGGUCCUGGGCUUCCAUAGUAAGGGUUCACGCAAGUGCAGAGACCAUCGAUCGAUAUAGCCAUAUACGGCAAAGUUCACUUUAUUUUAUCAAAGACAGUCGACUCGAUUUUAUCCAUGCAGACUGUCAGGUCAUCGGCAGCAAUCCGUUCGGCCAAGUAUCUGGAGGCAUGAUCACCAUUUCGGGAGCGUGUAUCAGCGUGAGCCUUUAUUUGAAAGCGGGAUCUCCGUGGGCGCAAAGUCGGUCACGAGUCUUCUUUCGAAGAGGAACGGGAUUGGUGACAAAACCAAGCUUGGAGUGGAACACUGUGGAGCUCGAUAUUCUGUGGCCGGACGAGCCAUCAGAGGUGGUAGAUGGAGACAUAUUGUCGUGUGUCUUGAUUGGCAAAGAAGAGCCUGUUAUGAAUGAUAGAGGUUACGCCGUUGUUUUGAAAGGUAUAGAAGCCGAUAUAUAUCGAAGGGUUGGCAUUUUGAGAUUGUAUCCGGUAAAAAUGGAAUGGUGGGAUGGAGUCAUGCCUACAACUGUCCGUGUCAUCUAGACAGUAUUCGAUUGAG